Paramacrobiotus metropolitanus is the source of this 2168-nucleotide messenger RNA. Its product is annotated as DBH-like monooxygenase protein 1 homolog. NCBI's taxonomy places the organism in Eukaryota, Metazoa, Tardigrada, Eutardigrada, Parachela, Macrobiotidae. Bases 74 to 1942 code for a protein of 622 amino acids. Gene Ontology annotation, molecular function: copper ion binding; dopamine beta-monooxygenase activity. The record is from RefSeq and is a predicted model, not a curated record. The transcript is spliced from 14 exons. Gene Ontology annotation, cellular component: secretory granule membrane. Gene Ontology annotation, biological process: norepinephrine biosynthetic process; octopamine biosynthetic process; dopamine catabolic process.
GCGUUUUUAGUAUUAUUUUUUAUUCCACGCGUCGGCAGUUUUGGAGCUCGGUCGAAAAGCGCAGCGUCGAAAAAUGCAUGCACUCCUCUGCUGUGUGUUCCUCUUGAUGCUGCAUGUCGGCCACGCUAUCGAAUUGAUCAACGUCCGCCGAACAACAGGCCCCGCCCCCGACCGCCCAGUGGAGAUCAGCUGGGGCACCAAUGAGACGCACAUCGAAGUACAGCUGUCUUAUCCGACACAGGGAUGGCUGGCCAUGGGAUUAUCACCCGAAGGCGGCAUGGACCAAUCGGAUGUACUGUUCGGAUACGUCGACGAUCUGACCAAUGAAGUUAUCGUUCAGGAUCGCUAUUUACAAGCCAAUUUGCUGAAAAUGUCGGUGAACUUAAGUCUGGACGAGCAGCAAGACUGGCAAAAGAUAGCCGGUUCCAAAAACGGCACAUACACCGUGAUCCGCGCCGUGCGUCUUCUGAAGACCUGCGACAAAGCCGAUCACCCUUUUCGUGAUGCUCUGCAGCAUGUCAUCUACAGCCUGCAUACCAAACCGCCAACCACUCCCACUGCGCACAUCACUAAACAUACGUUCAAAUAUUCGACAAAUAUCAACUUUGUGGGCGCCAGUAGCACAGCGGAAGGCGAUCGGACACCGGACGGGAAGAGCGCUUUACAGCUAGAUGGAGCGGGGAGCAAAAAGCUACAGUUCACUAUCGGCAAUGUUUCAAUUACGGGCGAUUUGGAUACGGUGUACUACUGUGCAGUACAGAAAGUGCCGACGCUGGAUAAAAAAUAUCACGCUAUUGCGACCCAACCGUUGCUGGACAAGGAAAAUUUGCCCUACAUCCAUCACAUGCUGGUAUAUUCGUGCAAUGAUAUUCCUAAAGAUGAACCGGAACUGAUCAAGGGCAAAUUUCCCUGCAGUCCCACUGAUGGUUCGACGUUCAUGAUGAAGUACUGCCCUAACCUACUGGGUGCCUGGGCCAUGGGACAGGCUGACGUUAAUCCGUAUCCCAAAGAAACCGGCCAACCGUGGGGACCGGAAAUGUCGGGGAAAUAUGUGCUUGUACAGUUGCAUUACAACAACCCGGAACGCCGAUCAUUCGUUGACAAUUCGGGAAUGAUCUACCAUUUAAGCGAUCAACUGCGCCAGUACGAUAUGGGAACACUGAUGACCGGCUUGCUUGGAUUAGACUUUACUAUGACGUUGCCUCCAGGACAGAAAGUCUUUACUGUCCAAGGACAAUGCGUGAAUAAUUGUACCGAAUUGUUUCCCAAAGAAGGCAUCACAAUUUUCUCCAGCGUUAUUCACAUGCAUACAAGAGGUCUGAGUGGCGUGGUACGGCACUUCCGCGGCUCCAAAGAACUGCCACUCAUUGACGCUAACCUGAAGUAUGAUUUCAACCUCCAAGCAACGCGGCCUGUCAUGCCGUUCAGGAAAUUUCUUCCUGGUGAUCGGAUUGUGGUAGAAUGCAAUUUUACCACGGAGAACGAUAUUCAGCCCGUAUUUGGCGGAGAGGGUUCUAUGGAGGAAAUGUGCUUAGCCUUCCUCAAUUACUAUCCUAAAUCCGCGCUAAAGGUCUGUGGAACGCGAUUUCGUGUUCCGGAUUAUUUGGCCUUGAUGUCGCAGCCCCGCCCCAACCAAUCGGCGUUUCGACCAAAACUGACGCCGGAAAUGGCGAAUAUUCUCAUGAGCGGUACCAGUGAUCUGAUGCCAGCACGCCGCCUUAUGGUCAAACACCUGCAGCCGCAGGCGCAAAAGUAUUUCAGUAGCCGCACGUGGAGCGAAGCCGACGUCAAACCGCUGCAAGAUUUCUUCACCAAAGGCGCUAACUACCUGGGUAUCUGCAAUGUACAGGGGAUUCUGACACCGAUUCCUAAUGACAAUCCGCCGGUGUUUGAGCCGAUGGGUUGCAAAAGACACCGAUACAUGCGAAUAAGGGCACUUUAGUGAGUUGAGAUCAGCAUGAACGCUCAUUUGACGGGUAUAUUGAAUCAAGCACAUUGUAUGGCUUUCAUCGAAGAAUGCAUCAUAUUUUUGUAACGUUUUAAGAACAACAUUUAAAUAGCGUGACUUCUUCCUUGUAAGCGCGUUUAAAGUUUUCACAUAUCCAGUAGACUACAAGUGGGCCACAAAUUCACAACUCACCUUUUCCGAGUCACAGACAUAUACCGUG